Physella acuta is the source of this 2822-nucleotide messenger RNA. RefSeq lists its product as uncharacterized. The record is from RefSeq and is a predicted model, not a curated record. Lineage: Eukaryota; Metazoa; Mollusca; Gastropoda; Physidae.
CAGCAGAUGGUGACGGGUCUCCCACGUGACAGCCGUAGAACCCGUGACAGGCAUUGACGUCAUAGAGUGUACUCGCUAUUCUUAGUGCAACACCUCUAUAAGCUCCGUGCUAGUUCCAACAACUGAGAGAGAACAGAGAAAAAUAACUGGAGGAACUACCAUUUUACAUCGUCCGUUAUUUGUGAAAAUUGUUACCGAAAGUUUUCAUUGAAGGUUAUCCGGCAAAGAAAGAAAACAAACACCAAGCAAUGGAUUUACUGAAUACCCCAGACUUUGACUUCGAUGCUUACAUUAAAACUACCAAAGCUCUUCACAUCGUUUUCAUCAUCGUCAUAGUACUGUGCAACGGGGCGUUGAUCUUCAGAAUUUGGAGACAGAAACAAUUUUUCUACAGCGCUAAAUAUCUCUUACUGGUGUCAUUGUCCAUAGGUGACAUUUUCCUGGCUCUUUUUUCAAUGGUGGUAUCAACCAGAACACUGUUUCAAGAUUUCGCCAUAGGGGAGUUAACUUGUAGUUUAUUGCUCACGGUUGGUGUUUAUCAAACACAUCUCAUCAACUUUGUCCAUGGGACUGGGCUCGUUGUUUUAUCAGCAGAGUAUAUGCACCGCUGUAGAUCAAACAGUCAAAGAACGAAAACUCAAACAGAUAUACUGAGGGGGUUUGCCAUCAGUUGCGUCCCGUGGAUUCUGGGUCUUGUGAUUAUACUACCACUGACAAUGGCAUACAUGGACAUGGAAACAUGCAAAGGGGUGUUCCCCAUUUCCAGGCUUCAAGCUGCGGGUAUUGUAUCCACCAUUCUACCCGCGGUCAUAGCCCUUGUCACAGCUAUCUGUGUUUCAUGUAUAAAGAAGGAUCACGUUCCACAACAGCAGAUAGAGCUGACCCCACAGCAAAACCAGGUCUUUUCUAACCAGGUGUCACAAUGGAACACGCAAGGUGCACCGGUUAUUGACGGUUACAACAAGCAACCAGAGAUGACCCCACAAAACACCCAUCCAACACCUACUGCUCCACAAUAUAAUUAUCCACCACAGACAGCUCCAUAUACCAAUUAUCCACAACAGUAUCCACCACCCAGCUAUAUUAGUCCGCCCACCUACACCCCAGCUAUGAACAACACCCAAGUUAACAAUGUAGUUAUAGGACUCAACCCCAACCCUCACAUCACAACAACACCAGUAGUUAUCAACAAUGAAAAAAACAAAAUCCUUUCCCUUGCCUUGCUCUUCUUUUUUCUCGUGGUUCCUCAAGUUAUUUUCUAUCUGGCCUAUGACCUCAACAUGGACAUAAACCAUAACUUUGCACUUCCUAAAGUAGCCUACUACUCCAUACACGACGGUCUGAUGUGGUUAAUGCUACUACGUCCAAUCUUCACACCGUUAAUGGUAAUUGCCCCAUCAUAUUUGCAGCAUGCCUAGUUACACUAUUGUAAUCUCUUGUAUAUCAAACAUUUAAAAAAGCAAAUUAUAAAAUUGCAAUAUGGUCACAGAAACAUUUGAGCUCUAGUUAGGAUGGACUCCCAGGUUCAAAAAGGCAACUUAGAUAUAUCUGACAUGGAGGCAGACCAAAAUAUAGGGACAUUACUUCAAUUAUAAUUAAAUUUUACACCAACUUUUAAUAACCAUAUAAUCAUAGAGUGGCGAAUUAAAUCAUCUCCUACCCGGUGAUUUGACCACAUUGUUUUGGAGCCCCUCCUCCUAGAUUUGUGAUGUCAACUGUAUACAUAAUCUAACAAACUAAUAAUAAAAUUAGAAAAAAAAACAACCACCGCCUCAGUUUUAAAACGUAUUAUGGCUCCCACUGAGAAAGUGUGUGUACUCUCUAUAUUGACUGAUCAAAACACAAAAUGAUUUUCUGCUUUGAUUUGUAAAUUAUAUCUUUGUUUAACCGCUGUUUCUGUUAUCCGUGUGAUUUCCAUUUGCGCAUAAUAUAUAGUCUAAGAUUUCAAAUCAUUGUUCAAUGACUCAUAUGCUGCUUUCAAUCAUUCAAAAUGUAUAAAAUAUUUAUAAAUAAAGCAAUUGUAUACGAUUCAUUGCUUUUACGCCAUUGAAUAUUUAAUUGAUUAAAUUUGAUUUGAUUAAUUAUAUUAGUCAUUGUUGCUUGUUUUGAGGAGGGACAUGCUUAUAUAUGCAAUAUAUAUAUAUAUAUAUAUAUAUAUAUAUAUAUAUAUAUAUAUAUAUAUAUAUAUAUAUAUAUGAUAUAUAUGUCUCUAUUUACAUACAUAUUUCUAGACAAUAAAACAAUGUAAAUAAAUAUGUUUUUUUAAAAUCAACUGUAGUUGAAUUUUUUAUAUACAGUUUUCACCUCGUAUUGAUUAGAUCUUUAUUUUUUCUGGAAAACGACAAUGUAAAUACUACAAUUAUAGCAAGUGCUUGUCAUAUAUACCGUAGUAGUUUUUCAAUUUUCUGAUGACGCAUAGUAAAGACAGAAAUUUUUUUCGUCGAUUACACUAGCAAUAGCAGUUUUUUUUAUUUUUCAAAUAGGACCAACUUAAAGAUUAUCCCAGGUAGUUACUAAAAGGCACAUUUUUCAUCUUUGGCCCCAAGAUGACAGAAUGUAGUUUGCUUAGGGUAAACACACUUCGACUAACCUCAUUGUAAGUCAUACUUCAAGGGGUGCAGACUUUGACGAAAGGAGAAUUAUGUUAAGUUAUUUUUAAUGCCUUGUGGAUAUUUCAUGUUGAAAUACAUAAGAAGACAGUCAAGAAAAACAUUUUCAUAUAACAUUUAGAAAUGUAAAAUACUGUCUUUGUUUUUUGCCUGAGAAAUAUUAUAUAGUGUGUAGUGUUUUGUAAGUUUAUUUAUGUUCCAAUGUUAAUUAAA